Messenger RNA from Daphnia magna, 1196 nucleotides. RefSeq lists its product as uncharacterized. NCBI's taxonomy places the organism in Eukaryota, Metazoa, Arthropoda, Branchiopoda, Diplostraca, Daphniidae. The transcript has a single exon. Bases 138 to 1196 code for a protein of 352 amino acids. The record is from RefSeq and is a predicted model, not a curated record.
GUCGGGAGGCGGUAGGUUACCGUUGUGAGCGAUCGGAAGAUCGGAUUUAGACGAAGAGUCAUUCGUCGGGAGGCGGUAGGUUACCGUUGUGGGCGAUCUGAGGAUCGGGCUUUAGACAAAUAGUCAGAAGGCAGUAGAUGAGUGGGGGUGCUGGUAGAGCCAGGGGAAGACAACGCCCUCGCGACGAGUUUGGGCGAUUUGCGCCAAGGGUUGAUCAAGCAAUUGUAGGUGGUAUCGUCGAAACCCUAAACCCGAGUAACCUUGUGCGAAGGAACGGGAGUCGAGUGGACGACUGUGUAGGUGAGCCAGGAGGAUUAUCCGAGUGGGAAGACCGUACACGGGUAAUAACGAGAGUAAGUAAUUUGGGGCAACAUCAAGCUAGUAUUAGCGAGGAGGAAACUCUAGCGUGGGCGGACGGCGAGGACAGCUCUGAUUCUGAAGACAGUGAAGAGGGAGUAAAGUGGGAUUUUGGCGCUUUUCAACGGAGAUCUUCGGUUGCAAGCGCUCGAUUGUUACGCGGCAGGUUAGCGAGGAAUUCUGUUGUGUCCGCGGCAGUCGCCCCCCUCAAUACCGUAGGGAUGGCAGCCCAAAUCAAAUUCCAGACUCCACCCACAUUCACCGGUCGGGAUGGGGAAGACGUAGUGAGUUGGAUCCAUCGCUACGAAAAGGUGGGUAGAUACAACCGAUGGGGUGAAAACGAGUUACGGGAUCACAUUGAGCUGUCAUUAGAGGGGGCUGCGGGCAAAUGGUAUGCGUGCAUGGAGGCAACGGGCAAUCUUCCCAAUGCGUGGUCGGACGUACAAGGGCCCCCGGUGGUCAGGGGAAUUAAAUCGACACUGUUGACACAGUUUACGCCCGUAAACUAUGUGCGACAUAACGAGGCCAAAUUGCGUGCGAGGAAGCAGGGAAUUGAGGAAUCGACCCUGGAGUACUACUACGACGUGCUUGAUCUGUGCAGGAGGGUAAACGCGCGUAUGGCCGAAGCCACGAAGCUAGCGUAUCUCUGGCAGGGGUUGAGACCCAGUGUACUAGAACAAUUAUGGAGCUUAAAGCCCACUAACUGCGAUGAGUUCCUCCAGGAAGUAAAGCGCUUCCAGGAGAUGACCGAUCGAGGGAAGCAAUACGAGUGGGCUAUGGGAGUUAUGGGAAGGGGGAAAGACCCCCGCAUGACCAAUCGCAGCAAGAUGCAACGGUAG